Messenger RNA from Musa acuminata subsp. malaccensis (wild Malaysian banana), 1364 nucleotides. RefSeq lists its product as uncharacterized. The record is from RefSeq and is a predicted model, not a curated record. NCBI's taxonomy places the organism in Eukaryota, Viridiplantae, Streptophyta, Magnoliopsida, Zingiberales, Musaceae.
GAACAAAGCAUCCAUAGAACACAAUCGCCGCUCCAAACCCGUCGCAGUUACUCCCGUUUGGAUCGAUCGACCGAUCUAUCACACACCGCGAGAGAAGAGGGAUGGAAGCCAUCACCGAUCAAUCCGUCCGACCUGCUCUGGUGGCUGGAUCGUCGAAGCUGCGGUACCCGCUGCGAUCAGAGGCCAGACUGAAGGAUGGGAAGCCGAUGAUCGCUGAACCUGUUUCCUCGUCUGCUUCCAAAAGAGGAAGAUCUUCUCCUGCAGUUAGCAAGAGUGUAAGCGUUCUCGACCUCUCAGGAAAGGAGAAAUGCAGAAAACCUUCACGAAGGCUCUCAAUACCGAUCAAACCUGCUGCCAGCCCCUGUCCUACCAUUGUUGGAAGCAUAACUCCAAUAUCAGAAACCCGAGCAAAAAGAUCAAAUGUCCAUGCGAACAGUGAUACUCCACUGUUGGAAGUGUCAAAGUCUAUCAACAGGCGGAAAUUCAAUGUGCUAUCUUCUGUUUCUUACUGGUUAACACAGAUCAAAUUGUCAGAAUCAUCUUCAAGACAUUCAAUUUCACUUGGUUUCUUCAAGCUCGCACUGGAGUCUGGAUGUGAGCCUAUAGAUCGAAUGCGCGAGGAGCUUAUAUCAUAUAUACAGAGGCACAGCCUUGUUGCUGAGAAAGAGGAUUCCGUUAAGGACUUGCUACAGAGAUACAAUAUUGUGGAGGAUACAGAAAAGUUAAAAUUAUCUGAAACCAGUUCUAAGUUGCCUGAAGAGGUGACCUUGAGACCAGAUCAGGAGAGACACGGCAUCUCAUCUACAUCAAGAACUGGCAAUUUGACACCUAAGUUGUUGAACGUGAGCACUCCUGUAGUUGUUAACUCAAACAGGAAUGACGGUAUUCAGAAGAGACUACCAUCCUAUACAAGGAGAGGCUUAUAUAACAAGAUUGAAGCAAAUAUUGCAGCCGAUAAAGAUGAUAAGAGUACGAGUACUCAGAAGAAAUCUCAGAAACCCAGGACAAAACCUAUCAAUGGAAAUGAGAAGAUAAAGAGAUCUUUAAAUAAUUCUCCUACUGAACCAGGUGAUAAAGCUGAUAUUUUGCCUACAGAGGAGGCAUCAUUAUCACAUGAAGACAAGGAGAAUAUGGACGUUCAUGUAAGUGCAGAAGCCAACUCUCUUGAAGAAAUUCAAGUGAAUUAAAUCUGAAUGUGAAGAAUGUGAGUUUAGUUUGCAAAUGGUUGCCUUGAUAUGUGAUUAUGAGUGUGUUUUCGCACUUUUGGUAUUAGCGUGUGAAUCUUGCUUUCUCUUUAAUCAUGAUACAAUGACCCAUUUGAAUUGUGUUCUUAUCUGGAACUGAUAAUUGAGAGUUCGAAGAAA